AGAACAGUCAGAGCACCCAAAGCGCAGUCACUCUGUUCGCCGGGCCCACGUCCGCCCUCCUCGUCUCCAAUUGAUUCUUCAUACACAUCCCUCUACGUCGGCCUGCUCGUCUCUCUUGUCCUGCUCGCCAAUUGUCCCCCAAUUCGUCCCGUCGCGCAGGCACCGAGCCCGUCCGACCUUUUUCGCUUCCCUUGCUUGCCCUUCGCCACCUGUGCCGACAAAACCCUCCUCCGGCCACAUCCCACCGACCCGUCACCGCACACGACAGAAACCGCAGCCAGACACCGCAGCGGAAGGAACGAGCACCACAAUGGCUUCGGCGCUCAAGAACACGUUUGCACAGUGCAAAAAGGAGGGCCGGCCCGCCCUCGUCACGUAUGUCACCGCAGGUUACCCGACCAUAGAAGAGACCCCAGACAUCAUGCUGGGCAUGCAGGCUGGCGGCGCAGACGUGAUCGAACUCGGUGUCCCCUUCACAGAUCCAAUCGCCGACGGGCCAACCAUUCAAAAGUCGAACACGAAAGCGCUCGAAAAUGGCGUAACGACAGCACACUGCUUGGACAUGGUGCGCACCGCCCGCGCCAAGGGCCUGACUGUGCCCGUCAUCCUCAUGGGCUACUACAACCCCACGCUGAGCUACGGCGAGGAGAAGUUGAUGCGCGACUCCAAGGAGGCCGGCGUCAAUGGCUUCAUCAUGGUCGACCUACCGCCCGAGGAGGCCGUCAAGUUUAGAAAUUAUUGCGCAAAGGCCGGCCUCUCGUACGUUCCCCUCAUUGCUCCCUCGACGUCCGACUUCCGCAUGAAGCUGCUCUGCCAGAUCGCAGACUCGUUCAUUUACGUCGUCUCGCGCAUGGGUGUCACCGGCGCAACCGGCACCCUCAACGCCGCCCUGCCCGAGCUGCUCGAGCGCGUGCACAAAUACUCUGGAAACGUCCCCGCCGCCGUCGGCUUCGGCGUAAGCACGCGCGACCACUUCCUGAGCGUCGGCGCCAUCGCCGAGGGCGUCGUCAUUGGCAGCCAGAUCAUCAACGUGCUUUCGUCCGCGCCCGCCGGCCAGCGCGCCGCCAAGGUUGCCGAGUAUUGCACCAUGAUCACGGGCCGCGACCCGACCCAGCCCGUCACAACGCGCGAGGUCGGCAUCGUGGAGACGAUAGCUGCCGCCAAGGAGCCCGACGGCGUGCACGUCGACGGCGUCGUCACCAGCAACGGCGACGGUCCCGGUCUGGUCGAACAGAUAGAGGCCCUGAACACGGAUGGCUUCCGCGACAAGACGCUGCUGCCCCCGCGCUUCGGUGAGUUCGGCGGACAGUACGUGCCCGAAUCGCUGAUGGACUGUCUCGCCGAGCUGGAAGCAUGCUUCAACCAGGCCAAGGACGACCCCUCUUUCUGGGAAGAGUAUCGCUCCUACUAUCCCUACAUGGGUCGGCCUGGCCAGCUGCACCUGGCUGAGCGGCUGACGGCGCACGCGGGCGGCGCCAACAUCUGGCUGAAGCGUGAGGAUCUGAACCAUACGGGCUCGCACAAGAUCAACAACGCGCUCGGCCAGAUCCUGCUCGCCCGCCGCAUGGGCAAGACGGAGAUCAUCGCCGAGACGGGCGCGGGCCAGCACGGCGUUGCCACUGCGACCGUGUGCGCAAAGUUCGGUAUGAAGUGCACCAUCUACAUGGGCGCCGAGGACGUGCGGCGCCAAGCCCUCAACGUGUUCCGCAUCAAGCUGCUUGGCGCCCGCGUCGUCGCCGUCGAAGCCGGCACCCAGACCCUGCGCGACGCCGUCAACGAGGCGCUGCGCGCCUGGGUUGUCAACCUCAGCACGACCCACUACAUCAUCGGCUCCGCCAUCGGCCCGCAUCCGUUCCCGCUCAUCGUGCGCACCUUCCAGUCGGUCAUCGGCAACGAGACCAAGGCCCAGAUGCUUGAGAAGCGCGGCAAGCUGCCAGAUGCCGUCGUCGCCUGCGUCGGCGGCGGCUCCAACGCCGUGGGCAUGUUCUACCCCUUCAGCAACGACCCGUCCGUCAAACUGCUCGGCGUCGAGGCCGGCGGCGACGGUCUCGAUACCAAAAAGCACGCUGCCACUUUGUCCGGUGGCACAAAGGGCGUUCUACACGGCGUACGCACAUACGUGCUGCAGAACCAGCACGGCCAGAUCCAGGACACCCACUCCGUGUCCGCCGGUCUCGACUACCCUGGCGUGGGUCCGGAGCUGUCCUCGUGGAAGGACAACGAGCGGGCCAAAUUCAUCGCAGCAACGGACGCCCAAGCAUUCAUCGGCUUCAGGCUCAUCAGCGAGCUUGAGGGUAUCAUCCCAGCGCUGGAGAGCGCGCACGCCAUUUACGGCGCCGUCGAGCUUGCCAAGACGAUGAAGAAGGACGAAGACGUCGUCAUCUGCCUAAGUGGGCGCGGCGACAAGGAUGUUCAGAGCGUGGCAGACGAGCUGCCCAAGCUGGGUCCAAUCAUCGGGUGGGAUUUGAGAUUUUAGAUACCAAAACACAUGACCGAGGCGUAAAUUUUUGUUCUUCGUUUUCCCUCUUGCGUAACGUCUCCAUGUCUAGCCUUCUCAGCCAGUGAGCUCUGUAGUUCAUGAAGGCCUGUUAUCACUGACGGUGGGGAGAAGAAGAGAGAGUGAAAAAAAAUACAUGUGGCGUUUUGGGAAGAAAAGACAGGGAGACUUUGGGAGUAGAACAGUAAAUUCAAGAUUUUUUUUUCCCCUG
Messenger RNA from Verruconis gallopava, 2708 nucleotides. RefSeq names its product tryptophan synthase. The transcript is spliced from 5 exons. Gene Ontology annotation, cellular component: cytoplasm. Gene Ontology annotation, biological process: L-tryptophan biosynthetic process. The record is from RefSeq and is a predicted model, not a curated record. Gene Ontology annotation, molecular function: tryptophan synthase activity. Bases 311 to 2476 code for a protein of 721 amino acids. NCBI's taxonomy places the organism in Eukaryota, Fungi, Ascomycota, Dothideomycetes, Venturiales, Sympoventuriaceae.